UGUCUCUCUGUGUCCCUGUGUCUCCCCGUGGCCCUGUGUGUCUCUGUGUGUCCCCGUGUCCCCGUGUCCCCGCAGGCUCCUGACUGCAGCGUGGCCGGGCUGGGGGAGAAGGUGCUGCUGUUCCGUCACGAGCCGGGGUCGGAGAACGUGCUGCGCAGGCUGAGUGGAGGAGACGCCCUGCAGGAGGGGGACCUGAUCGAGGUGGUGCUGUCAGGCUCCGCCUCCCUGACCGCGCUGAAGCUGUGCCCUCACGCGCUGGCGGUCCACUCCUACCGGACGCCCACCUUCUGCCAUCACUGCGGGGAGAUGCUCUGGGGUCUGGUGCGCCAGGGGCUAAAGUGCGCAGGUAGGCCCAGGAGGUCCAUUCCCAUUGUCGCUCCCAAUCCCAUUCCCAUUGUCGCUCCCAUUCCCAGUCCCAUUCCCAUUGUCACUCCCAGUCCCAUUCCCGUUGUCGCUCCUAUUCCCAAUCCCAUUCCCAUUCCCAUUGUCUCUCCCAUUCCCAUUAUCAGACCUGUUCCCAUUCCCUUUCUCUUUGCCUUUCCCAGUCCCACUCCCAUUCCCAUUCCCACUCCCUCUCCUUCUCCCAAUCCCGUUCCCAUGGCCGUUCCCGCCGUGUGUCUGAGCGCGCCUCCUCUGCCUGCAGACUGCAAGCUGAACUGCCACCGCAGCUGCGCCCCCCUGGUGCCCAGCGCCUGCCCGGGAGAGAAGAGCCCCCCCAACGGGCAGGGUGAGGAACCGCAGGCUCUGACCGGGCCCCGCCCGUCGUGGACUCUUGAGGCUGACCUGAGCUCAAACGCUGAUGCAGAGGAGGCCUCCGGUCUGACCGGUGAGGCCAGCGAGGAGCCCAGCUUCGAGCAAGACCCGUUUGCUGACGAGGAGGGGCCGGGGCCUGGGUCGCCAAUCAGCCCCUGCUUCAGCAGCAACAUCCCCCUGAUGCGCCUGGUGCAGUCGGUGCGCCAGUGCAAGAGGAGAGGCAGCGGCACGCUGCGGGAGGGCUGGCUACUGCACCACACCUGCGCCGACCCGCUGAGGAAACGGCACUACUGGCACCUGGACAGCAAGAGCAUCACCCUGUUCCAGAACGACACCGGCACCAAGUUCUACAAGGAGCUGCCCCUGUCUGAGAUCCUGCAGGUGCGCGGCCCUGGUCACCUCUCUGUGGCCACAGGGGACGCCGGCGGUCACUCCUUCGAGCUGGUCACCAGCUCCCUGACCUACUGCGUCUCCGAGAGCGGAGCGGCCGGGGGCGAGGCCCUGGGGUGGGAACGGGCCGUCCGCCAGGCCCUGAUGCCCGUCCACGGCUCUGCCCAACUGGGCCAGGACCGCGAGGGAACGGGCUCCCGGGCCGAGGAGAGACCGGUGGACAUCAGCACAGUGUAUCAGAUUUUUGCGGACGAGGUGCUGGGAUCGGGGCAGUUUGGGAUCGUGUACGGAGGUGAGCCGCCGGGCUGGGAUCCUGCGGCCCCUGUGCCACUCUUUCAGAACCUCCAUCACCCUGGGGUGGUCAACCUAGAGGGCAUGUUCGAGACCCCCGAGCACAUCUUCGUUGUCAUGGAGAAGCUCCAUGGUGACAUGCUGGAGAUGAUCCUGUCCAGCGAGAGGGGCCGACUGCCGGAGCGCACUGCCCGCUUCCUGGUCACUCAGAUCCUGGAGGCUCUGCGCUAUCUGCACUUCAAGAACGUCGCCCACUGCGACCUCAAGCCCGAGAACGUCCUGCUGGCCUCUCCUGACCCUUUCCCACAGGUGAAGCUGUGCGACUUCGGCUUCGCCCGGAUCAUCGGGGAGAAGUCCUUCCGGCGCUCGGUGGUGGGCACCCCCGCCUACCUGGCGCCCGAGGUGCUCGGCGCCCACGGCUACAACCGCGCGCUGGACAUGUGGGCGGUGGGCGUGGUGCUGUACGUCAGCCUGAGCGGCACCUUCCCCUUCAACGAGGACGAGGACAUCGGCCAGCAGAUCCGCAGCGCCGCCUUCAUGUACCCCGAGAACAUCUGGGCGCACGUCUCCCCGGAAGCCAUCAGCCUCAUCAGCCACCUGCUGCAGGUGGCCGUGAAGCGAAGGUUCAGCGUGGGCAAGGCCCUGGGACACCCCUGGCUCCAG
Messenger RNA from Lepisosteus oculatus (spotted gar), 2097 nucleotides. Lineage: Eukaryota; Metazoa; Chordata; Actinopteri; Semionotiformes; Lepisosteidae. The record is from RefSeq and is a predicted model, not a curated record.